Messenger RNA from Salvia miltiorrhiza (redroot sage), 3021 nucleotides. Its product is annotated as L-Ala-D/L-amino acid epimerase. The transcript is spliced from 6 exons. Gene Ontology annotation, molecular function: racemase and epimerase activity, acting on amino acids and derivatives. NCBI's taxonomy places the organism in Eukaryota, Viridiplantae, Streptophyta, Magnoliopsida, Lamiales, Lamiaceae. The record is from RefSeq and is a predicted model, not a curated record. The coding region runs from base 577 to 1899 and encodes 440 amino acids.
UUUUCAUUGGGAGAGAUUGAAAUUGAAAUUAUAAAUUAAGUUGAAAUGAUAAAUGACAAGAAAUGAAAAUUCAGGUAGCAAAGCGAAACAAAUGGAAAGUUGUCAAUUGAAUGAAAAUGCCAUUUUUACUUUGCCAAAAAAAAGAAGAAGAGAAAGUUGAGGUGGAAAUCGUAAUUAUGUCAAGGUUUAAUUGUUUAAUGUAACACAAUUAAUAAAAUAAGAAGAAGGCUCAAAGACUUCCGUUGUAAUAAGUUUGAAUGAUAAACGACAAAAAAUGUGUCUUUACUUACAAAGUGUAAAAAAAAAAAAUCCAAAUAGCGAUCAACUAUAAUUUAAUCUUGGGACAACGCUGUAAUAUUUUUGUAUUUUUUGUAGCGAUAAAUAUUGCAUGGAUGUAGCAUCUAUGAAAUGAAAAUAAGAAAAUUAGUCGAAAAUGGAGAUUUUCGCGACAUGCAGAGAAGAACACAGUAGCAAAAUAGUAAUCGAAUUUUUCCAGUUCUUCAUUAUUGAAUUUCAAACACGUUUCAAAAAUCCAAAAAGAAAUGGUUUCUCUCUCAUCAGCAUAAAGAAUUAAAAAUGGCGGCAUCUUCUGGCAUCAGCAUCACUCUCUCGCUCUCCUUGAAUCACGAUUCAAACAAACACUCAAAUACAAGCAAAAUGGUUCCUUCCGCCGCCUUGCUCUCGCCGCCGCUCUGUUUCGCCAGGCUCGGGAAGAAACCCACCGCCUGCAUGACCACCACGGCGCCGGCGGCGCCCCAGUCGGCGUGCCUGGGGUUCAAAAAUCUGAUGGAGACUUACACCGUGAACGUGCAGAGGGCGGAGGGGCGGGCGCUGAACGUGCCGCUGCUGGCUCCCUUCACGAUCGCGUCGUCGCGGCUCGACGGGGUCGAGAAUGUGGCCGUCCGGCUGGAGCUCAGCAACGGCUGCGUCGGCUGGGGGGAGUCGCCCAUUCUGCCGCACGUCACGGCGGAGGAUCAGGCCACGGCGCUGGCCGCGGUGGCCGACGCCUGCCGGGCUCUGAAGCAGAGCCCCGGAAAGACCUUGGGCCUCGUUCUCGGUGAGAUUCAGGGGAUGCUUCCUGGCCAUUCAUUUGCUUCUGUCAGAGCAGGAAUCGAGAUGGCAUUGAUUGAUGCAGUUGCAAACAGCAUCGGAAUACCUCUAUGGAGACUGUUUGGUGGAUUCUCAGACACAAUAACAACAGAUAUAACAAUUCCAAUAGUUUCCCCAACUGAAGCAGCGGAGCUGGCUACAAAGUAUCGUGUUCAAGGUUUCAAGACUUUGAAGCUCAAAGUGGGGAAGAACUUGACAUCUGAUAUCGAAGUUCUUAAAGCUAUACGCACGGUCCAUCCCGAUUGUUUGUUCAUUUUAGAUGCUAAUGAAGGUUAUAGCUCCGAGGAAGCCAUUCAAGUUCUCCAAAAAUUACAUGAAAUGGAGGUGACGCCUAUUCUUUUUGAACAGCCAGUUCACCGAGAUGACUGGAAGGGUCUUGGUCAUGUUAGUCACGUUGCAAGAACCAAGUACGGGGUAUCUGUUGCUGCUGAUGAAAGUUGCCGUAGUUUAGAUGAUGUAAAGAAAAUAGUGAAGGAAGACCUUGCACAUGUGGUCAACAUCAAGCUCGCCAAAGUGGGAGUGCUUGGGGCUCUCGAGAUUAUUGAUUUAGCAAGGGCGUCGGGAUUAGAAUUGAUGAUUGGUGGUAUGGUUGAAACAAGACUUGCAAUGGGCUUUGCUGGUCAUUUGGCAGCUGGUCUCGGGUGUUUCAAAUUCAUUGACCUCGACACUCCCCUCUUACUGGCAGAGGAUCCAGUUCUCGGGGGUUAUGAAGUUUCUGGCCCGAUUUACAAGUUCACUAAUGCUAGAGGUCACGGAGGUUUUCUACACUGGGAUAAUAUUGUCUGGUAAGUUACUAUAUUGAACUCAACUACUUUUACUUUUACUUAUCAAACAUACUUUCCAUAGAGGCUUCAUUGUUUGAUAUUUUUGGUUGUAAUAUAAACCCACAAUCACCGAGACACGCAGCUCAUUUGGAGGAAUAUUGAAUUCUGCACUUCCUAAAGCAUGACAGAAAUUAAGUUUAUUCUGUUCUAGUUUGCUACUUUGCUAUUUAUAGAUUUCCAGUGGUCGACUGAGUGCUUCUUGCAGUUGUUUGAUGGUUUGACAUUUUCGUCGUCUUCCUGUUUAGUUCCAAGCCAUGCAAUUGUGUUGAGGCUUAACUAACAUCUGGCACCUCUGCUAAAAUCUUGUCUGAAUUAAGAAUGGCAAGUGAAUUCUGGAGUUAUAUUUGCUAUGUCAAGAUAUCUUUAGCAAUGAAAGAUUAGUUGAUACUUUUGCUGGACUAGAGCUUGAGACAAGCCUUCUUCAUCACUUCCUUCUAUUAGAAUCAUUUAAAUUAUCGUAUUAUGUUAGAGAUCAAGAUGUCUAAUGUUCUCCCAUAUACUACUAUAAAUAUUGGUGCUGUUGUCAUUUUUUCUGUCACAGUAAAAGUAUUAUUGUUUUUAUAUUAUAACGAGUUUUCUAAAAUACAGUAAGAGCCAAACUCAAGUGUAGUGAUGCCGAUUCACUUCAUCUCUUCAUCCUGUCACAUGCCUCUAGUUAUCCGAACUGUGUGUAAUGCAGGCAUUUGUAUUGGAUAAACGGAAUGUUUCACCCCCGUUAGCCAAUAAGAUUAUCGGCUAUUCAUAUAUAUAUAUAUAUACACAGAUGUAUUCUGUAAUAGAUUUGUGAUGCCCUGUUGAAGCUGUGCAUCUUUCUGACAGAGUUGCAUAACAGUGUGACGGAGUAUUGUUUAUAAGUACGUAUAUUUGAUGUUGAAAGUAUGUGUUUGUGUUGCAGAAAAGUUGAUGAAGCUCACUCUCUUCUACUGAAAGCAAGCAGCCAUCAUCCAGCUCAGACUUGGCUUGGAUGAUGGGAUUUGGGAUAGUGAUUAAUAAUGUGUUAAGUUUCAUACAGUAUAAACAUGUAUGUAAUGUGACCUAAUUAUUGUAUGGAAUUCAUUUUAAAGGGAUCUGUAUUAGUGGUGUUCAA